Molecule: messenger RNA, 8444 nt
Organism: Bombus huntii
Lineage: Eukaryota; Metazoa; Arthropoda; Insecta; Hymenoptera; Apidae
Product: nuclear receptor coactivator 2-like
Exons: 22
Coding region: 2787-7685 (1632 amino acids)
Biological process (GO): positive regulation of transcription by RNA polymerase II; cellular response to hormone stimulus
Cellular component (GO): nucleus
Molecular function (GO): protein dimerization activity; nuclear receptor binding
Source: RefSeq, a predicted model, not a curated record
GCAUCAUUAUUGGUGGCGUUCGUUCCAUGUGCUUGUCAGAACGGAGAGGGUCGUGCACUUGAUAUUGAAUCGUUCGCGCGCGACCGUAAGUAUUCGGGUUGGAUCGGGGGUUAUCGUUAGAAUUCGACAGUGCUCGAUGAGUUGCGGAGCGUAAUCUGUACGGCCGCCGGAGCCCCCUUGCGAUAAACAGUGGUGCCAUCUAGCGGAACACCUCCCGUCUCUCUGUACUGUACGACUGCAAUCGUUGCAUGGAGUCAGUCGUUUCACGAAUACCGCGGGUGGUUUGCGCGAAGGCUCGCCGCCGCCUUUAGCCGUUGCGCGACGGAUCGUCCGUCGUUUCGCGGUCCGAGGUUCGUCCGCGUGUCUUCGACCACCUUUCCCGCCUGGAUUCUUGUGCGGUUUUACUCGUCGAUUUGAGUGACAAUCGCGAGCGAUGUAAUCGUGCCCUGACGUCACACGGCUAAUCAAGUGCACACACGAACGCAACACAGGCGCGCGCGCGCCUGCUACUCGUAUUCGUAUACACGGAUGGUCUACGUAGCUGCUCACGGUAUACUACAUACAACACGUAUACAGCCGUGCACACGGCUAAACUGAUAGAGAGAACGAAGGAAAGGGAAACAGUGUGCAAGAUCGCAAAAGACAGAGGAGAAAGAACGGAAACUGAGAGAUAAGAAAGAAAGGGAAAUAUAUAUAUAUAUAUAUAUAUAUGCGUAUCUACAUAUAUAUGUAUAUGUUGCGUAGCAAGAGAACGGUAUUAGAGAAAAGGGGUGAGGCGUAAGACGUAUAGACGGAGGACAAUUCACACUUGCAUACGUCUAUGUAGGCUUGUACGAGCCUUUCGCCUUUAUAAAACAUUAUGCGUAGAUAUUACAGCGAAAAACACGAGACGGUAAGAAGCACGAAAUUCUUUCUCCGGUUGAUAUAUUCAAGCAUCGAUUUUUCUCGAACGACUUGUUUUUGUAACUCUCGCAAAGUAUUUCGCGUUUUCGACACGUGCAAAACAAGGCUAUGAAAUAGAAUAAAGAAGAAUCAGACGAAAGAGCGAGAGAGAAGUGUCUACAUCUCGUGGCGCCCCGUUGUGUUUUUCUACGGAAAACUGUGCUCGGAACCUGCGUGAACUUUCAGAGUGGAAGAAAACGUUUAGCAAACGGAAGAGAAAAAUGUUUCUUUCAGAAAGGUAAACUGAAAGGGGAAGGAAAAUUUCAUUCGUACGUAUAUCAUUUGAUCUAAUCAGUGAAACUCAGUGAGAAACCAAACGAAGAAGUUUGAACUCGAACGACAAACUUCAAUGGACAAAACAAGUUUUAUCCCAAUCGAACCGGUCAGUGAGUGUAAUAUAAUUUUUGUGUGUUAUCUCUUGUUGAAGCCUUUUUUCUUGCUGUUAUGUGAAUUUUUAUCAUGAAUAUAGAAGUGUGUAUGUGCGACACGAUUGCGGGUGUACCUUGUUCGUGCAAUAAUAAGAAAGUGGGGUCUGUACGUUCCGUUUUUAUUAACUUGUCGGACGGUCCACUGCUUUGAGAGUCAAGUUCGUCGCGCUUCGCUGUACGCGCCGUGUCUGGUGCGCACAUAUUUCCUCGCGCUUUCGGUUGCGCUCCGCGACAAGCUUUCUAUUCCAAGUGAGAUGAAAUAUAUCCUCUCCGUCAUAUCGAGAACUAUCGGAUUGGCAAAGAUUACGAAGAUCUGUAAAAGCUGCAGUGCGAGGAAACCUCAUCGAGGAGGAUGAAAGAAUCUUUGACAGCUCAAUCACGACAAGACGAUUCCUAAAAGAAAUAAUUAUUCUCAGGCGUUCGCACCUGAAAUAUUCUCUCGUUGGUGUCUUUGUGAGAAUUGCUUAUUGAAUAUUUAUAGGAGAUUGCUCGCAUAGGAAAGCAGACAGAGAACCGUUCCUGGCCAGUGAUAACAGUCGAGUUCGAGAAACAGGAACGUCUAAGUUUUCUAUUCUUCGUCGAUAGAUCACGCAUACGAUAAUACGCGGUUAAUGAUGGAAGGAAAAGCUGCGAAUAUCUCGACGUGCACGUGAGCGAGCGAGAAAGUCGACGUGUCGAAAAGUGAAGUCGAUAUUCGAGGGCGAAAAGGAAACGAUGUGACGGCGCUGCUCGGUCGAUAAGGAGAGUCAUAUCGUGUAAAGUGCCAAGAAGACCAGAGAAAAAGAAAGUGUACUUAAUAUCAGUUAUUUUUGUUUUACGUUCGCGACAGUGAUCUUGUGUUAUUGGUGACGUGACAAGAUUCUUGGGUGAAAGAGACGCCGAAUGUCGGUAAACGAAGAGGAAGCGCACGAUAGGACGAUGCGAUUAAGAACGCACGUUCGGCCAGUGAGUUUCGGUCGAGGAAAGGAAACUAUUCGUCUUCGUUGAUUUUUCGUUGUUCUCAUCAACACGGGACGAAACGACAAGUGACCGACAGUGAAACGAAUUAUUACGUUUCUUCGUUCGUUGUCUUUACGGACUCGCGAGCCACUAGGUACUCGAUUCGUGGUUUCGGACUCGACGGAGGAGAAGCGGCAAUUUUCUCCGCGAAAACGAGAUAAAAAAAAGAAAGGAUUCCGCGAAUUUGACAAAUUGGAAAAGUGUUGGUGGUGAUUAAUAGUGGUGCGUUCGUUGAUUGUUGGUGGUGAUAUCCGCGUUAUUGGUUGUGCGAGGGUGUGGUGAAAAAAAAAAAAAACGGGGUGGUGUGGUGGUGGCACAUCGUGUAAAAAGAGAACACUCGACUGUGACUCUUAACUCAUUACCACGGAUCUCCCCCGGCAGUUUGACGCCACAGCCAUCCUCGAUGAGAGGAGGCACAUGUCCAUUGCUGCCGCUGAAAAUGCAGGGCCUAGCCCGUGUGAACUACAGGACCCACUGUGGGUCAAAAUGAGUGCGAUUACUGGCAGCAUCACCAAGAAAAGAAAGAAAUCAGAUGCCAAGCCUCAGUCGCAGAUUAACAAGUGCCUUAACGAAAAAAGACGACGGAACCAGGAGAACCUGUUUAUCGACGAGCUUGCCGAGCUGAUUUCCGCCACGGACAUGAGCUCUGGCAAGACUGACAAAUGCCAGAUCCUUCAGAGAACCGUCGACCAGAUUCGGCACAUUAGGGAACAGGAAGGCUCGAAUAGUCAUGCGGUACAACAGGGAGAAGUGUCUUCUUCGAAUCCUAACAUACUGUCCAACGAUCAAGUUGGUCCUAUUUUACUCGAGGCGCUAGAUGGCUUCCUUUUUGUUGUAAAUACGGAGGGACGAGUGGAGUACGUAACAGAUAACAUAACUCAGUACAUAAAUUACACGAAGGACGAUGUGCUCGGCAAGGAUAUUUAUAAUAUUAUUCAUCAUGGAGACCACAACACCUUCAUGCCGAGCUUGUUGCCUAUACCAUUAGCCUGGAUGAACGAGCAGCCGCCCCAAAGGAACCGUACCUUCAAUUGCCGCUUCUUGGUGAAGCCUCCCGAUGAUAAAGAAGAGACUAUGGAGGAGAAGCAGCAACGAGUAUCAAAAUACGAGUCUAUGCAAAUCUGUUCAGCUCUUUUGCCAAAUAAUAGUGAUCGUCUGGAGAGCGGUGACGUAUCGUCUGAAUCUUCAGACAACGGUCCUUGCGUAAUGUGCGUGGCUCGCAGGAUACCCCCAAACGAGAAGCCCAUUGGUACGCCCAUCGAACAGUUCACCGUUAAGUUGGACACUACGGGGAAGAUUAUCGCGGUUGAUGUUAUCUGGUUAUCGUCUCCUUACUCCGAGUACCUAAGCAAGGAGCUAAUUGGCACGACGAUAAAGGACCUGUGCCACCCUCAUGAUCUCAGUAAGCUAACUGCACAUUUGAACGAUACGCUUCAAGUCGGUGAGAGUACCAGUGGCGUGUACCGACUACGCGUUAGUCCUGAUAAGUUCCUUAAUAUUCAAACAAAGUCAAAGCUUUUCAAAGCAAAUGUGAUGAACACACUUGUUGCCGACUUCAUUAUGGCCACCAAUACCAUCAUUGGGGACAAUGACUUAACGCCUAUCGAGGGUGGUCAGCUUUCCAACAACAAAGUGUGCUCUGGACACUCUAGUAACCGUUGUGCGAAUAAUAGUAAUAAUAAUAAUGGUAACAAUAACAAUAACGUGGGUGGCCCGCUGAUGUCCGUGGCGCAUCUAAACGGUCAAGUGAGUGGUAUCAGUAGUCGGGGGUUGGCGGGUACGUCGUCGCACACCGGUACCGCCGCGACAUCGUCAAACUCGAUAGUGUUUAGCGCGGCCGAGUCUUGCAACCCCCUGCCGUCGCUGAGUACCAGUAAUCCGUUCAACCACUUUUCGGGGAACAUGGACUUGGAAUUCGAGCUCUUCCCCAGUUCCACAUGGGACUUGGAUAGUAACAGCGGGUGGGCAGAUAGGCCCGAAUCGAGAGCGAGCGGGCCACCAAAUUCACGACCAUCUUCCCAGCCAGCCCCGACAUCUCCGAGUCCCCAGGGAACGUUCUCCUCUAACUCGGCGGUGGCGCCUCACUGCAGUCCCCUACGCGCGUUCAGCCCAACUUCAGGCAACGCAGCUCACACCUUCAGUAAUUCGUUCCCCUUCAGUCCGCUUCAGGAAUCACAGACGUCCUCCUUGACCAACAGCGCUACUAGUAGUGUUAGUGCCAACGGAGCCGCCGGAUUGACGCCCAAGAGACAGGAUGAAGGGAAGACCGGAUGUUCGACGACCAACCAAUCUGCCAUGGAGGCGAGCAACGCGAGAAACAACGCGACCUCCGUCACUGGAACUGCGGCCGUUGCAGCCGCAGCCGCAGCCGCAGCCGCGGCUGGCCAAACUGGCUCCACCGGGACCGUUAUCGAAACUCAGAACAGUGUUGUGUCCACCGAGUCUGGUAGACUAAGAAACUUGUUGACCAAGGGGGCUAGUGCUAGUGAGGACAGUCAGGACAAUGCGAAUAACGAUUCGGAGAGAGAAAAUAAACAUAGAAUAUUGAAGAUCUUGUUGAAUCAGCAAGACGAGGACGAUUUUCAUCCCGAGCAUAAUAACAAAGUGCGCACGAGUCCUAGCAACAUGCCGAAACCGAGCAUGGAGCAUUCGAAAUCUUCGCUUGGAAAUAAUAUGCUGCUACAGCUAUUAAACGAAAAGAACGACGAUGAAGAUGAAGAGGCUCGCAUUGGCUUAAAGAAGAGGAACGAACUUCUGCAACAGCUUCUGAAAGACCAAGAUGACGAGAGAAAAGUACAAGAACAACAGUGUAAAUCACAAACUCGGGAAGAGGAUUCUCUGUUGCGAAGUCUUGGAUUUCGGAACACGACACCAUCGCCGUCUCAAUCAAGCGACAAUGUCGGACACGGUGGUUCCACUCAAGUCGGUCAGAAGAGACCUGGCGAAGAUGGUGAUGUGAACAUAGCCGCGAAACGGCCCAUGGAUGGAUCGCAUCAAGUGUCUUCUUCUGGCACGUCCACUAACGCGACCAGCAAGCUCUGGGAGAGGAACAAGAUGUUGGCUUCGUUGUUGGCCAAGCAACCUCCUCAGCCAACCACUAUCCCACCAAUACCUGCAUCUGUGAUAUCGGCUACCCCGCAGGACAAGCUGCUUCGCAUAGGGUUAAAAUCCCAACAGCAACAGCAACAGUCGCAACAACCGCAAUCCCAGCCACAACAACAGCAGCAGCAGCAGCAACAACAACAACAACAACAACAGCAACAACAACAACAACAGCAGCAACAACAACAGCAGCAGCAACAGCAGCAGCAGCAACCUUGGACAGGUGGCAGCUUGCAGUCGGUUGGUGGCAAUAAUACGAUUACGACUACCGCUACUUCCGCACGUACUCCUCUCCAAAGCCAGUCGAGACAACUACCUCGCCAAACAACCAAUACCUACCUCACUCAUAUGCUAAGUCAGCAACAAAGACCUCAAAUUGGUCAAAUAGAUUCGGAAUUUACGGGCAGCGGGGAGUAUCGGCAAACGAGCACCGAUCCCAGUGGUUGGGAUAACCAGUCAUCAGAUCCUGAUCUUUCCGAUAUCUUAGAUCAAGUUAUCGAGUUCGUGCCGGAUGAAGCUAUCACAGAUUCGUCUGCGAUAGCAAAUCUCCUAGAUGCAAUCGAAGCACCGCAAAACAACGCGUUGAACGAGAAGAUGGCGAUUAACGCGAUACAGAAGUCGUUGAUGUUAUGCGAGACUGCCGUAAAUCCAACGUCUUCCACCAUAACAAUUCCUGGCACGCCUCCAGCUUACUCUACAGCAUUGGGUACCACCCCUGUAACGACGAGUCAUAGUUACCAGCCACCACCGAUAUAUCAACAACAGUCAAGGAUGAGGUUUAAUACGCAACCGGGCGUCAGGCAGACGACCGCUCAAUUCACGCAACAGCAGCAAUUACAAAUGCAACAGCAACGGACGAAAAUGAUACAGCAACAACAACAGCAACAGUUGAAGCAGAGGUUGCUGCAGCAACAGCAGCAGCAGCAGUUACUCAUUCCUUCCAAUGCUACAGCUACGGACCAAAUUACUACCGGAAUUCACAAUAUCGAUAACCUUUUGAACAAUACUGUUGCGCCAAAUGUAUCGUUACAGCGGUCGAGUGUUCCAGAUUCACAAGUGUCUCCAGGUUAUGGGGGAUCCGUCCAGAUGCCUUCCGGUCAUCGACUUGCUCAUUCGUAUUCUCAUCCUUCAACGUUACCACAACACCCUAUCGUAAACAGUAAUUUUAACAGUGGUCAACAAGUGUCUGUGGCAGCGCGACUCUCGCCGCACUCUCCGGCUGGUAUUUUGUCAUUUUCCCACCCUCAGCCGUUGUCGCCACGGGUGACGCAAGGCAACUAUGGUAAUACCCCGAGAUUAUUCACCGUUAACCAGGUGAGAUCGCAGCAACAACCUACCGCGCAGCAGCAGUUGCAGCAACAGCAGAGAUCAAUGCCGUCGCCAGGGACUCCAGCAUCUGCUCGGCAGUCUCCGUUUCCUGCGGAAACCUUUCCCCCACCUACGUCCCCCACAGCCAGCCAAUUUCCACCUGGCCCUAAUCCUGGUGCUCCAAAUCCUUCGACCCAAUAUCGGUUGCAACGGACCACUUCUACACCUUCAGCUACGACUCAGUUGCCAGGUGGGGUAGGUUCGCCCCGGCACUACGGCGGAGUGAGUAAGGAACAACCUCUUCUUUCACCUAGUCAUCCACAUUCGGGUUGCAACCCGGCAACACCGACUCACAAUCAACACAACGUAACGAAUACCCAACAACACUUCUCCAACCAACAACAUUCUUCUAUGAUAUACCACACGACCGCCAAUACUAUCAACACUGCUGACAUGCAGAACAAUCAGUUCUGUUACGAUCGGACGUCUGUUCCACUCUAUUCGUCAGGGCCUGGGGACACGCAGGAUGCCAGGUCUUUGCCUCCCGGUAAUCCUGUCAAUCACCAAUUGGGUGGAAAUGCUAGCAGCACUUCGGAGUUCGUAAGGCAAGAACUGAGAGCGAUCGUUGGCGCACGAACGCAACAACAGCAACAACAAAGGAUACCUAACAAUAUUCAGAACAACCUUUCUGGUCAAGUAUCUCAGGAUGAUCUCGAAGCACUCGGUCUGACGUUUGAAAUGUCUUCUGCAGGUGAGGCUGUGGUUAGCGAUGGCCCUGCCAAGAGCUGGGCCAUUGGGAGUGCCGGAAGUGCCCCCUCAUCCUCCAGGACUUCUAUGGAGGAAGUAGCUCGAGGUGAUCCGAAGGUGAACCAGUCGUCCCUGUUACAGAAACUGUUGUCCGAGUGACUGCCGGCCAACGCUCUGCACAGUAAAGGGAUCUAUGUAAUAUACGUUUGAACGCGAAACCAGAGACAGGAAGAAGGAGAAAAGGGAAGCAAGGAAUAUGAGAACGAAAAACGAAAGGGAAGCAAGAGAAUGAGAGAAAAGAAAUUGGAUGGAAAACGAUGAUACAUGCACGCAUGUACACCAUAUACGUAAUGGAUACUAAUUGUAUUAUAUGUAAACGUUGCAACACACGAAGUCAGUAUUCAGAUACGUAUCACCAAAUACAAUUUCGAAAGAAGAAUUAAAGAAAAGAAAUGUUAGACCGCUGCGCCGUGCUCUCCGUGACCUCUUUGCGUAUCGAACAGUUGGAACUCGCGGAACAAGAUGUCAGGGAACGUCGACCGAGUGCAUCGACGUUAAACUCGCUCGAACUCCAAGGACGAAAACGUUUCCGUUUUUCGUUUGGCUGUGUCGAGAUCUUUUCCACGAUUCUACUAGGUCGUCCUUGACCUCGUUGACGUUGAGACGGAUGAUCUUAGUUUUCGUGAGGAAUAACCGGCAAGGUGGAUUAGUGUCGAUGAACGAUCGAACCAACAGCAAUUGGUGGAUCGAAAUUUGUGAAUCGAAACGGAAGAAAAGGUGUGAGAACAUGGAUCUCGCGAUUCCACGAUGUUAGAGGAUGAGAGAAGGUUUGGGCGCGGGGAGCACGUGGCACGAUAGUGCGAUGUUCUUAUUUUAUAUAUAUACAUGGAUAUAUAAAAAAGAAAGAAAGAAAGAAAG